AAACGCCCAUAGCUCAGUUCAUUUUACUGUAGAAUGUCGCACAAGCCACAGAUGAGCUGGUAAUAGAAAUACGAAACAAAAUUUAAAGUGUUUAUUAAAAGUUUGUUUUUGUCUUUAAAAUAUAACACGCGUUAAAAACUAAAUUUGCUGUGUUACCGGUGUUGUCUGUCAACCGAGUAAUUAUUUGACUGCGAAAUUGUUUUUUUUUCGAGACGCGCGAAAUCGGGAAUGCCGUCCUACAAGGAUAUCCAUUUGGUGCGCGCCGGUUUCCGGCUAGCGGCUAUGAAUGGAAGCUAUCGCGCUUUCGCCUCGCCCCUGAUGCGCGGCUAUGCCACCAAGUGCAAGAACCCUAAGGGCGUGGUCGUGGGCAUCUAUGCUAAGGAGGGCGACAAGUCUAUCAAGACUACCGGCGGUGCUGUUCAGCUGGACGACGAGCUUGGCGGCAAGCUGAUGACGCUGAUCCGAGAGCGCGGCAUGAACGGCAAGGCCGGGAAGGGGCUGCUGUUCAGCGGCUUCGAGGGCGAGUACAACACCGUGGCCGUGGUGGGUGUCGGCCCACAAGGAGCUGCCUAUAACGAGAACGAGGAGCUGGACGAGGGCAUGGAGAAUGUGCGCAUUGCCGCUGGAACCGGCGCACGUGCCCUCCAGCUCCAGGGCAUGGUUGAAGUGCACGUCGACGCCAUGGACUACCCGGAGCAGGCGGCCGAGGGCGCUGCCCUGGCCGUGUGGCGGUACAAUGCCAACAAGCGCAAGAAGAACCGCACCCACACCCCCAAGCUGGACAUGUACGGCAAAGGUGAUCGCGACGCCUGGGUGCGGGGUCUCUUCAAGGCAGAGUCCCAGAAUCUGGCGCGCCGUCUGUCCGACACUCCGGCCAACAUGAUGACUCCCUCCAUCUUCGCCCAGGCCGCCGUCGACGCCCUGUGCCCUUGCGGUGUCACCGUCGAAGUCCGUUCCAUGGACUGGAUCGAGGACAUGAACCUGAACUCCUUCCUGAUGAUCGCCAAGGGAUCCUGCGAGCCUCCCCUGCUGCUGGAGUGCAGCUACUGCGGCACUGCCCCCGAAGAUCGCCCCGUCCUGAUGCUGGGCCAGGGCCUGACCUUCCACAGCGGCGGUCUGUGCCUGAAGCCAAAGAAGGGAAUGGACAAGUACCGCGGCGCCAUGGCCGGAGCCGCGGUCUGCGUGGGGGUCCUUCGAGCAGCUGCCGCCCUGUCCCUGCCAAUAAACAUCACUGCUGUGAUGCCGUUGUGCGAACAUAUGCCCUCCGGCAUGGCCGUAAAGUGCGGCGAUGUGGUGACUCUUCUGAACGGCACUACCUUGGGCAUCAAAAAUGUGGGCAACGCUCCGGUCGUCCAACUGGCCGAUCCUCUGCUGUACGCCCAGGCCACAUACAAGCCAAAGCUUGUCCUUGACAUCGGCCCCGUGGCCAUGGGCGUGAACUACGCCGUGGGCGGUGGAGCCAGCGGUCUCUGGACCACCUCCAAGUCUGUGUGGCAGAACUUCCGUAAGGCGGGCGGCCUCACUGGCGACCGCAUCUGGCGCUUCCCCCUGUUCAAGUACUACAAGCAGAUCGUGAACAACAACAUAACCUACGACCUCUGCAAUACCGGAAAAGGUCCUUCCACUUCCUGCCUAGCUGCUGCUAUACUGCACUCUCUGGUGCCCUGCGUGGACUGGGCCCAUUUGGAUAUUCGCGGCACCGGAUUAACCACCAAGAUUAAUGUUCUACCCUACCUACUUAAAAACUCGAUGACCGGCCGGCCAACACGUACCGUCAUCCAAUUCAUGUACCAGAUGGCUUGCACCCAGUAGUCAGUAGUAGUGUAAGCUUAGGGUGUUCCGGAUUGGAUCCCAUGUAUUCCAGAAUUUUGGUAUUGGAAUUUUGGUGCAGGAAUUGACAGUGUUUAAACAAUGAUGCCAGUGAGAGAGGCUCGAAUAGGUUUACUUGAUGUGCGCAUGCAGUAUAAUUUUACUUUGUUGUUUGGAAAAAAAUGAACGAAUAAAUUUGUAAUUUCGAUAAAAUAAAAAAUGUAAAACAAA
Molecule: messenger RNA, 2040 nt
Organism: Drosophila bipectinata
Lineage: Eukaryota; Metazoa; Arthropoda; Insecta; Diptera; Drosophilidae
Gene: loopin-1
Product: loopin-1
Biological process (GO): proteolysis
Cellular component (GO): cytoplasm
Molecular function (GO): manganese ion binding; metalloaminopeptidase activity
Source: RefSeq, a predicted model, not a curated record